UAAUUUGCAUUACUUCACUUCUUUCGUAUCCGUUUCCCGAACGCUGUCAGUCACAAAACCGAUCAGAACCGGACAGAAUGUGCCGCGGGUAUCUCGAGAUGUGCCGGUACAUCUUGCUUCUCGUUUUUGCCUCCGUUUUCACAGACGUCGCAAUCGCGUCAUGUGUCAACAACAAGUACGAAAAUGGCUCACACGAGCGUGUGGUGUGCUCCAAUCUGACCAACUUAAAUACCGCCAUAAUUUACGGCGGAUCGCUCGUAGACAACAUGAUGAUUUUUCAAUCGCGGAUAGAGAGUAUCCCCGAUCGGUCGUUCCUGAGAUACAGUAAGAGCUUGGUAUCUUUGAACAUGCACGAAUGCGAUAUCAGAGAGAUUUCCGACCACGCUUUCGACGGUAUGAUGCUCCUGAAGAAGCUCGGUCUGUCGUACAAUAACAUCACGUCGGUGAAGGACCAGUGGUUCGUCGGUUUAACGUCUCUGGAGCAGCUGGAUCUCUCGCACAAUCACAUCGUGUCGAUCGAGUCCACGGUCUUCGAGAAACUGCGAGGCCUCAAGAGGCUCGAUGUCAGUGGGAACCGUUUGACGUGCUUGGAACCGGCCCAACUUGUGCCCAUGGCAGGCAUCGAGAAGUUCCGCUUUUCCGGGAAUCCCUUCACCUUCCAGUGCCGUGGCACGCUGACGCUGUGGUUACACGACCUGGGCAUAAAUUAUAAAACCGAGCAACAGGGGUUGGAAAACUGGUUGGACAGUAUAUUGUGGCUCUGCGCCGCGGACGACGGCAAGGUGGCUAAUUCCGAAGUCUUGAUGAAGGAAUGCGUUAUCUUGAAUCUGUUCAAUCAACUUCGCACUAGUCUAACCACGACCGAGUCCUUUCCCUUAUCUAUUCCGCAGGAUUGUAUAUACGCGAGAAACGAGCUCACGACGUGCCUCGCUACAGAUCGCAAACAUAACAGGGAAGUUAUCACCAACGGACACAUCGUGAGAAAGCUGUUACGGCAGUUGAUGGAAUCGAAAUCAACCGUAUAAGUAGUUGUAAAUUUAAAAACAAACAAUAUAUUGGUGUAAAAUAUUUUACGUUAAUUCUUUAGAAGCUAAAAAUUUCUAAUAAACAGUUUUAUGUCAGUUUUUCGUAUCAUUAACAAGAUGUUUUAAUAGACA
This is a messenger RNA of Camponotus floridanus (Florida carpenter ant), 1157 nucleotides long. Its product is annotated as leucine-rich repeat-containing protein 38-like. Bases 78 to 1025 code for a protein of 315 amino acids. Gene Ontology annotation, cellular component: plasma membrane. The transcript is spliced from 3 exons. The record is from RefSeq and is a predicted model, not a curated record. Lineage: Eukaryota; Metazoa; Arthropoda; Insecta; Hymenoptera; Formicidae. Gene Ontology annotation, molecular function: protein binding.